AUGAGCGCCCUCCCCUCGGCCGCGAGCGCUGUAGGGAGGAUGCUCCACAGGCACCAGACCACGACGUCGCAUUUGGCGUUGCCACCAUCAUCUUCCCCCGCCACAGAGGACGACAAUGGGUUUGUGAUGUUGCAGCCCGACAAGCCGGCCUCCACGACGGCAGUCGCUCGAUACGAUUUCGAUGGAUUUGGAGGGCAGCUCUCCUUUCGGCGAGGAGACGAGAUCGUUCUCCUCAACCACCCCCCACUCGCCACCUCCCCAUCUUCGCGUCAAACCCCCUACGUAUCCUCUUCAUCUACAAGCACCUCGUCGUGGUGUGUCGGCAAGCGAGCUAUGGACGGCGUCACGGGCAUCGUCUACCUACCCGCUUUGAAGCUCCCCUCAUCCAUGCCAUCAUCAUCUUCUACUUCUGCUGUCGCUUCUCCGACCGGCCCUCGGCGAGGUCGUCUCUUCAUCAUCGACCACAGCUCAACCAAGGCGCGAGAGGACGAAGAACGACUACAGAAGGAGCACCGUGGCUACGAUCACUACGGUAACGCUGUGGAAGACGACGAGCCGCCAGGCACGACGAAGCGGAAGGAGAACUACGGAGUCCAAGUUGUGGGGUUCGUGCUGGUGCUGCUGGUGCUCUUGUUCGUCUUGGGCUGCCUCGGGCAGGCUGGGUGGGGCCUCGCCCUGCUGGGCUUCCUGCCUCGCUUGGCUUCUCUCUUCGAUCGCCUCGUCCAGCGACGCUUCCUCUAG
This is a messenger RNA of Acanthamoeba castellanii str. Neff, 741 nucleotides long. RefSeq lists its product as uncharacterized. The transcript has a single exon. NCBI's taxonomy places the organism in Eukaryota, Discosea, Longamoebia, Acanthamoebidae. The record is from RefSeq and is a predicted model, not a curated record. The coding region runs from base 1 to 741 and encodes 246 amino acids. Gene Ontology annotation, molecular function: protein binding.